This is a messenger RNA of Musa acuminata subsp. malaccensis (wild Malaysian banana), 2098 nucleotides long. Its product is annotated as synaptotagmin-2. Gene Ontology annotation, cellular component: endoplasmic reticulum. The record is from RefSeq and is a predicted model, not a curated record. Gene Ontology annotation, molecular function: lipid binding. Lineage: Eukaryota; Viridiplantae; Streptophyta; Magnoliopsida; Zingiberales; Musaceae.
GGGUCUCGAUGUUGCCAUUGCCGACAAUGUUCAUUCAUCUUCUUGGUUGGGGCGCAGAUGUGAUGACGUGCAAGGUGGGCCUUGGUGUCGUUAUCUUUCUCUCUCUCUCUCUCUCUGCGCUCGAUAUUAACAGAAGGAGAGGUGAAGAAGCGGGGUGCUCGUAGCGGUCCUGGUGUUCUUGUUCUUGGUUCAUGUAUUUCUUCUUCAUGUCAAGGGGAUGGAGGGGUUUGGAGCCGAACUGGGAGGGGUUGAAGGUGGGGUUGGUGAGCACGGCAUUGGGGUUCUUUGGGUUCGGGGCGGGGCUGACGGCGGGCGUCGUCGUCGGGUACUACAUCUUCAUUCACUUCCAGCCUUCCGAUGUCAAGGAUCCUAAAAUUCGUCCACUUGUUGAAGAUGAUACCCAAUCAUUGGAACGCAUGCUUCCUGAAAUCCCCCUGUGGGUGAAGUAUUCAGACUAUGACCGAAUUGAUUGGUUAAAUAAAAUAGUGGAAUUGAUGUGGCCUUAUCUCGAUAAGGCUAUCUGCAGAACUGCAAAACAAGUUGCAGAGCCAGUAAUUGCAGAAAAUGCUCUGAAGUAUAAAAUAAAUUCAGUUCAAUUUGAAACGCUCACUCUUGGUUCACUACCUCCAGCAUUUCAUGGAAUGAAAGUUUACAUUACAGAAGAGAACGAGCUUACUCUGGAACCAUCACUAAAAUGGGCUGGGAAUCCCAAUGUCAUUACUGUUAUUAAAGCCUAUGGAUUAAGAUUGACCAUACAGAUGGUAGAUUUGCAAAUCUUUGCUGCUCCACGCAUUACUUUAAAGCCAUUGGUUCCCAGUUUUCCUUGUUUUGCAAAAAUCUGUAUGUCUCUCACAGAAAAGCCACAUGUUGAUUUUGGUCUCAAACUUCUUGGGGCUGAUCUUAUGGCAAUUCCUGGUCUUUACAGAUUUGUUCAGGAGACUAUUAAAAACCAAGUUGCAAAUAUGUUCCUGUGGCCUAGAAUCCUGGAAGUGCCAGUUCUGGAUGUCUCAAGAGCCUCAAAGAAGCCUGUUGGCAUUCUCCAUGUGAAGAUCAUCAAAGCAUACAAAUUAAGAAAGUUGGAUUUUUUUGGAAAAUCAGACCCAUAUGUGAAACUUAAGCUUUCUGAUGAGAAGCUUCCAUCAAAAAAGACAUCUGUGAAGCAUAGCAAUCUUGACCCUGAAUGGAAUGAGGAAUUCAAGUUUGUUAUCAAAGAUCCAGAAAAUCAAGUUGUGGAGCUUAAUGUCUAUGACUGGGAGAAGGUGGGUAAACAUGAAAGAAUGGGCAUGAAUGUUAUUCAGUUGAAUGAGCUUACCCCUGAUGGGCCAAAAACUCUGACACUCAAUUUGCUUAAGAAUCUCGAAAGUAGAGAUGUUCAGAGUGACGAAUCGCAUGGACAAAUUGUUGUGGAAGUGAAAUACAAGCCCUUUAAGGAAGAAGAUCUGUCAAAAGAUAUUAGUGAGAACGCAGAUGCCGUAGAAGACUCUCCUGAUUAUGGUCCAUCAGGUGGUGGUUUGCUUGUUAUCAUUGUUCAUGAAGCUCACGAUCUUGAGGGCAAACACCACACAAACCCAUAUGCAAGGAUCCUCUUUAGAGGAGAAAAGAGAAAAACGAAGCACAUAAAGAGUAACAGAGAUCCAAGAUGGGAGGAGGAGUUUCAAUUUGUGUGCGAGGAACCCCCAGUUAAUGAUAAAAUGCAAGUGGAGGUACUCAGUAAAGCACCAAUUAUUGGCAUAUACUCUAAGGAAAUUUUGGGAUAUGUCACCAUUAGCCUCGCAGAUGUUGUGAACAGCAAGAGAACCAAUAAUACAUAUCAUCUCAUCGACUCCAACAAUGGCCAAAUUCAAAUAGAGAUGCAGUGGAAGACUUCUUAGAGCUUUCAAACGAACUAAUCCCAGCACCGGCUUAGUAUUUGAAACAUGAGGGAAGAAGUUUCAUGGUAAAGAUAUUUGGCUCAAGAAUCACCUUUUUGUUUGUAUUCUUGAUAAUAUGAUGUUUGUGUUAUCGUGGUACAGAUGUAAAUUUGAUGACAAAAUAAUCCAGUCUUCGUGAGUGUAUGGGUCUCUUAUUGGAUAAAUAAAGCUGGGAUUAUAUCAAUUUG